CUUUCUCUGGAUAUUUUUCGCGGUCUCACUGUUGUGUUGAUGGUAUUCGUGGAAUAUGCUGGCGGAGUUUAUCCUUCUGUCAAUCAUUCGCCCUGGAAUGGUGUAACCCUAGCUGAUUUUGUCAUGCCAUUUUUCUUGUUUAUUGUGGGUGUAUCACUUGGACUCGCGUUCAAGAACUUGCCCUGUAGGUUGAUCGGGACUAGAAAAGCAAUCUAUCGCGCUCUUAAGCUUUUUGUCAUUGGUCUGUUUCUUCAAGGAGGCUAUUUUCAUGGCUCCGGAAGUCUUACUUACGGAGCGGAUUUUGAGAGCAUUAGAUGGAUGGGUAUACUGCAGAGAAUUGCAGUUUCGUUUUUGGUGGCAGCUAUGUGUGAAAUUUGGCUCAACGCUACUAAUUUUAACGUCAGUUCAGGAAAGUCUUUGAUGAAGAAAUAUCGUCUUCAAUGGGCUCUGACUAUAAUUGUUACUGUCGUAUACCUUUCUUUGUUCUAUGGUUUAUACGUUCCUGAUUGGGAGUAUCAGAUGCCAACGGACCUAUCUUCUUCGAAAACAGUAACAUUCUCAGUUAAAUGCGGUGUACGAGGAGAUACUGGGCCAGCAUGUAACGCUGUAGGAAUGAUCGAUAGAAAGAUACUGGGAAUUCAACAUCUAUAUAACAGGCCUAUUUAUGGACGAUUGAAAGAAUGUAGUGUCAGUUCCCCAGACUACGGUCCUCUUCCUCCAGUUGCACCAUCAUGGUGUGGCGCCCCAUUUGAUCCAGAAGGACUAUUGAGUUCAUUAAUGGCAAUUGUAACAUGCUUCAUUGGCCUGCAUUACGGCCACAUUAUCGUCCAUUUCAAGGGUCAUAAAGUUAGAGUCCAGCAAUGGUUGAUACCGUCCUCUUGUCUGGUACUGUUGGGUGCAAUAUGUGACUACGGCUUUGGGAUGCAUUUGAACAAGGCUUUGUAUACCUUCAGUUACAUGUGUGUUACUGCUGGUGCUGCUGGAUUUCUCUUCACUGGAGUCUACAUGAUUGUUGAUGUGUUGGGAUAUAGAAAAUACUGGACCAUAGUAUUGAAGUGGAUGGGAACGAACGCGUUGCUGAUUUACGUUCUUGUAUCGUGCAACAUCCUGCCGGUAAUUUUGCAGGGGUUCUAUUGGAGGCAGCCUGAGAAUAACAUUCUCACGCUGAUUGGAAUCGGACACUGAAACUAUAAGAUGGAUAGGUUCGUUGCUUGUAAUUUUUAUCUUUAUAUUAGAUCUAGUAUACGUUUAAACCAGACAU
Molecule: messenger RNA, 1261 nt
Organism: Capsicum annuum
Lineage: Eukaryota; Viridiplantae; Streptophyta; Magnoliopsida; Solanales; Solanaceae
Product: heparan-alpha-glucosaminide N-acetyltransferase-like
Exons: 1
Coding region: 40-1185 (381 amino acids)
Source: RefSeq, a predicted model, not a curated record